This is a messenger RNA of Leishmania mexicana MHOM/GT/2001/U1103, 333 nucleotides long. RefSeq lists its product as hypothetical. The record is from RefSeq and is a predicted model, not a curated record. Bases 1 to 333 code for a protein of 110 amino acids. Lineage: Eukaryota; Euglenozoa; Kinetoplastea; Trypanosomatida; Trypanosomatidae. The transcript has a single exon.
AUGUGGAAGGCCAUCUUCGGCAAAAAGGUUGACUCGAUCAAGGCGAUCGAUAGCAUAUAUCACUUGUCAGACAACGACUUUCGAUGGCUCCAGGGGUUUCCUCAGCUCAAAGGGUCGGACCGCGUCCAGACGCUAGCAAGUUCAGAAGGCGAGGGCUCAAAGGACGGCUACGCCGAGGAGCCAGUCGGCCCUGUAUCGCAUAGAGAUGUUCUCCUGUACACGGUUGGUAUUAUCAAGGGUGCCACGCAUCCUCUGCUGGACGAAAGUAGCCUCGCUGUGACGGGAACGCAUACGAAAGAGGGCGAAACCUUUUUCACUCUUGAUUUUAGGUAA